CCCACAUGGAUACUUGUAUGAAAAACAGGCCAUCCUUGAAUAUAUUCUUCACCAGAAGACAGAGAUCGCUAAAAAGAUGAAGGCGUAUGAGAAGCAGAAACAAGCUCUGAAGACCAACAACCAGCUGGAGUCCAAAUCUGAGGAGCGACAGAGGGCAGAGAGGUUUAAAACCAGUGAGAACAGCAUCGUGUCCAAACCCAUCAACCCCUUCUCAACUGGGCAGAACAAAGACGGUGAGACGAGCGGGUCCCAGGCCAGCUCCGGUGAAUCCUCCACAGCUGCUGCAGCUGCCGGCUCCAGCCAGAGUCUGCCCAGCUUCUGGAUCCCGUCUCUGACGCCUGAAGCCAAGCCCACACUCCUGAAGAAACCAAGUAAAGCUGUGUUGUGUCCCAUGUCUGGACAACCUAUUAAGAUGAAUGAUCUGAUCCCGGUGCGUUUCACCCCUCUGGACCCGAGCCUGGACAGGGUGGCCCUGCUGAACCGGCAGGAGCGGUAUGUGUGCGCUGUGACCAGAGACGCUUUGGGCAACAGUGUUCCCAGUGCGGUUCUCAAACCAUCGGGGGCCGUGGUGACCCAGGAGUGUGUGGAGAAGCUGAUCAGGAAGGACAUGAUGGACCCUGUGACCGGAGACAAGCUGAGCGACAGAGAUAUCAUCCCCCUACAGAGGGGUGGAACUGGGUUCGCAGCUUCUGGAGUAGAACUGAAAGCCAAAGAGGCCCGACCAGUGAUGCAGGCCUGAGCUGAGGGAGUUCCAUCAGAACAUCUUAAAGCUCAGUCAUGGAAGAAUAAAGUGAUGCUAUUUCUUUUUUCUUUUUUUGUAACUUUGUCUUCARACCUGUAAAGAGACUUGAUCUGUUAGCAGAGACGCUUCUUCUAGUUUACAUUUUAAAGAGAUUUAUUCUGUGGGUGGUCUGUAUGGAACAGAACAGUAUUAYUUUCAUUUAGAGACUCAUCACAUCCACCUGAGGAGUACAUCAGAUUAAAUUAAAGACACCUGAGCAUCCUGAUAUCAUGAGUGGUUCUACACUUGUCUUGCUAAUCAGGAUUGUUUUUUCAUUCUAAUGAGGAUUUCUUGAUGUCAUUUGAAAAAGGAAACCUGAAACCAUAUUUGGACAUCAGGCUUUCUCAGCUGAUGUUGAGAAUAGCUUCUGUAGCAGCAGAGAAAGUAUCUGAAAUAUAAAACUGUUCGGCUCAGAAAACUGCUUCAAAACAUUUCCUUCAACUGACCCAGAGGUAAAAUAUUUCUUCAUCAUAUUCUAACAAAAUUGAGUUAUUGUGCUCUACGUCCCUACAURCCAAGAAUGGAUUUAAUGGUCAGUUUGAGGUGACGGGUCACUUACAUUAUCUGUUCAAAUGUUUUGUUCUGAACAAGAAAUAUGACCAGUUUUAUUUUAAUAAACUGUUUCUCCUCA
Molecule: messenger RNA, 1412 nt
Organism: Austrofundulus limnaeus
Lineage: Eukaryota; Metazoa; Chordata; Actinopteri; Cyprinodontiformes; Rivulidae
Gene: nosip
Product: nitric oxide synthase interacting protein
Cellular component (GO): nucleus
Molecular function (GO): ubiquitin protein ligase activity
Source: RefSeq, a predicted model, not a curated record